This is a messenger RNA of Fusarium pseudograminearum CS3096, 471 nucleotides long. RefSeq lists its product as uncharacterized. The transcript has 3 exons. Gene Ontology annotation, cellular component: membrane. Lineage: Eukaryota; Fungi; Ascomycota; Sordariomycetes; Hypocreales; Nectriaceae. Bases 1 to 471 code for a protein of 156 amino acids. The record is from RefSeq and is a predicted model, not a curated record.
AUGGAGUCUUUUCUCGGCCUCGACCUUACAAGGAACUAUUCCUUCUUCACGGUCCCUGCUGCAUUCUUCAUCAUUGCUCUCCCUCACGCCUACACAAUCACUGCCGCCAAGGGAACAUACGACAACGCCAGUCCUCGCACCCACAAAAACAACAUCGAAAAGUGUGAGAACUUUACCAAAUCUGACAAACAAUUCUUCUACCGAGCCAAGGCGGCUACAGAAAACGGAUUCGAGACCCUCGGUCUCUACGCAGCCGGCCUCGUAGCCGCAAACUUUGCAGGCGUACCAACACCUACCAUCAAUGCCUUGGGUUUUAGCUACGUCGCAAGCCGCGUUGCGUACAACAUCGUCUACCUGUGGCUGCAGGCCGAUCGUCGCCUGGCGCCGGUGCGCAGUCUGGUGUGGACUGCGAGUAUCGGAUUCAUCAUCACCUUGUGGAUCAAAGCUGGAAACAAGAUGCUCCCUUUGUAG